This is a messenger RNA of Suricata suricatta (meerkat), 3337 nucleotides long. RefSeq names its product transient receptor potential cation channel subfamily M member 5-like. The coding region runs from base 11 to 2932 and encodes 973 amino acids. Gene Ontology annotation, biological process: calcium ion transmembrane transport. The record is from RefSeq and is a predicted model, not a curated record. The transcript is spliced from 16 exons. Gene Ontology annotation, cellular component: membrane. Lineage: Eukaryota; Metazoa; Chordata; Mammalia; Carnivora; Herpestidae. Gene Ontology annotation, molecular function: calcium-activated cation channel activity; ligand-gated calcium channel activity.
AGAGGUCCUCAUGUGGGAUGCCGUGGGCCCCCGCCCUGGUAGCCCCAGGGCUGCCGGACGGGAGCGGGCACCGGGCCCGCGCCAGGGCGAGAUCGAAUUCGGAGGGUCUGGGAAGAAGCGGGGCAAGUUCGUGAAGGUUCCAAGCAGCGUGUCCCCCUCCAUGCUCUUCGACCUCCUGCUGACUGAGUGGCACCUACCGGCCCCCAACCUCGUGGUGUCCCUGGUGGGCGAGGAGCGCUCGUUUGCCAUGAAGUCCUGGCUGCGGGACGUCCUGCGCAAGGGGCUGGUGAAGGCGGCGCAGAGCACAGGAGCCUGGGUCCUGACCAGCGCGCUCCGCGUGGGCCUCGCCCGGUAUGUGGCACAGGCCGUGCGUGACCACUCGCUGGCCAGCAGGUCCACCAAGGCCCGCGUAGUGGCCAUUGGCGUGGCCUCGCUGGGCCGCGUCCUGCACCGUCAGCUUCUGGACGAUGCACAGGUAAGCGUCCGUGUGGGAGCCCGAGCCGCUAGCAAGUUGGACCUGGGGGGUGGGGCCCGUGGCCCCCAGAUACACCCACGCCAGGGUGGGAGCUACAUCGAGGAAGCCACCAACGCGCUCUCGAAGGCUGGCCACACCCCACCGCCCGCUGCCCACCAGUUAUUUGGCAAACCCAAGGCCCUCCACAUGCCAGGCCAGCUCUUACCCUGGGGCAGCACUGGGCAGGAAGGGCCCCCACCAGCUGCCCCCGGGACACUGCCCGCCCCGGACCCUCGGCUCGUCCUCGCCCUGUGUCGGCCAGAAGGGAGGCGCAGGAGGCGUCAGCUGGCCGGUGGCGGGGCAGGCACCUUCCACUCCACGUCCCCGUUGAAGAUCUCGCUCUUGGCGAUGUCCACUCGGUCCCAGGCCACGGCCAGCUUGAGCUCGUCCAGCCCUGAACCGUGGCCUGGUUCACACCCUCUGAAUGGCGGCGAGGGGCCCUCCAUGUUGCACGGCUGUCGGCAGAAACGCUGGCCCCUGGGACCCCGACGGGACAGGGGCCUUAAGGAUGACGGUGUCCAGCUCCUCGGAGCCCUCCUGCUCGAAGUCGUGCACGGUGAGCAGGUGCGGGUGGGAGGUGAUGGUCUGCAGCUGGGACACCAGGACAAAGGCCCUGAGUGGCCCUGGGGCCGGGGGCCUGGAGCCAGAGCGAGCUCGGGGGCUUGUCGGGGGAGGGAGGAGGCUGGGAGCUUCCUCGCGGGCGGGCGCCUCGUCCUGGGGGCUCCUACCAGCCGGGUCCAGUGCAUGACGUCCUCCCAGCGCAGAUGUUCGCCCGGAAACUUCUCUUUGAGCUGUUUCUCCACUGCCUGGGGCACCAGGAGGCUGGGCUGCGUCACCAGGGCCGCCAGCACGUCUGCGAUGCCCCCUGAGCCCGCCAGGAUCAGCCACGGGGCAGCGUGCUCCACGGCCCAGGAAAUCCUCUGCGGCGGCGUGGCGGGGAGAGUGAACCCCGAGUCAGCUCAGGGGGCCAUCCUGGCCCACGUGCCGGAGCGGCCCGGUCCCAGGCCGGAGGCCAGGGGGUGCCCGCCAGGCCCCCUCCUCCCUCCCCUGCCCUACCUCCAGGGUGCCGGGGUCACCAUUGACCAGCAGACAGAGGACGGGGAUCUCGAUGCUGCCGGCCUCACCCCCGUAGCCGGUUCUCUGCUCGGAGAUGUGCUUCUCCAGCCUCAGCCUCAGCUCCGUCGGCCCGUCCCCCUUCCCGGGGCUCCCCGGCUCCACCAGGACGAAGUGGGUGUGGUUGUUGUCCAGGGAGUAGAGGGGGCCCUGGCCGCUGCCUUCGUCCUCAGGGGCUUCUUCACGGACGAGGACACACGUCUGAUGAAGAAGUUCGCCCUCUACGUGGGAGACCACUGGAACAAGUGUGACAUGGUGGCCAUCUUCCUGUUCAUUGUCGGCGUCACCUGCAGGGUGCUGCCCUCAGCGUUCGAGGCGGGCCGCACCGUCCUCGCCGUCGACUUCAUGGUGUUCACGCUGCGCCUCAUCCACAUCUUCGCCGUCCACAAGCAGCUGGGCCCCAAGAUCAUCAUCGUGGAGCGGAUGAUGAAGGACGUCUUCUUCUUCCUCUUCUUCCUGAGCGUGUGGCUCGUGGCCUACGGCGUGACCACGCAGGCCCUGCUGCACCCCCACGACGGCCGCCCGGAGUGGCUUUUCCGCCGCGUGCUCUACCGGCCCUACCUGCAGAUCUUCGGGCAGAUCCCGCUGGACGAGAUCGACGAAGCCCGUGUGAACUGCUCCCUGCACCCCCUGCUGCAAGAGGGCUCGGCCACCUGCCCUAACCUCUACGCCAACUGGCUGGUCAUCCUCCUGCUGGUCACCUUCCUGCUGGUCACCAAUGUGCUCCUCAUGAACCUGCUCAUCGCCAUGUUCAGCUACACCUUCCAGGUGGUGCAGGGCAAUGCAGACACGUUCUGGAAGUUCCAGCGCUACCACCUCAUCGUGGAGUACCACGAGCGCCCGGCCCUGGCCCCGCCCUUCAUCCUCCUCAGCCACCUGAGCCUGGUGCUCAAGAGACUCUUCCGGAAGGGGGCUGAGCAGAGGCGGGCUCGCCUGGAGAGAGACUUGCCAGAGCCCCUGGACCAGGAGAUGGUCACCUGGGAGACAGUUCAGAAGGAGAACUACCUGGGCAAGCUGGACAGACAGAGGAAGGACAGCAAGGAGGAGGUGCUGCGGAAAACCGCCCACAGGGUGGACCUCGUGGCCCAGUACCUCGGGGGGCUGAGAGAGCAAGAAAAGCGCAUCAAGCACUUGGAGUCCCAGGUCACCUACUGCACCGUGCUCCUGUCCUCCAUGGCCCGGGGCAGCCCCCACCCGAACUCCCAGAACACCGAAGACGGACACCAGCAGGCGUCUGCUGACUGCAGGGAUGGUGUGGGCAGCAGGGAGCACCCAGAGGCUGGCCGGCGGCUCUCAGACACCUAAGCCAUUAGGACUGUUGGCGCAUGGGGCCCACCCCUCCCAGAGCCCCAGGCCUGGCCCUCUGGCCCAGAUCAGGAUGGGCCGGCGGGGACACGGCCCUUGGCUGGCCGUCCUGGGCCCUGAAGAUACACUGAACAUCUCCCCGGCUUCUGCGGAGCCCUCAGUGGGCUGUGGCUCUAGUGGCCUUUGUCAAAAGGAACGGCUCCCUGCCCUGCCUGGUGCCUUCCCAGGACCCCUCUCCCCCUGAAAGCAUGGUGGGCCCCCUCCCAGACUGAGCUGACAGCACUGUGCCCACAGCACCUCCUGUCUGGUGGGCACGUCUCAGGGCCCAUGCGUGUCUCCUGCCCACCCCGUGUUACCCGCCAAGAUGACUUUGUUCGAAACCUUAGUGGCUACUUCUGCCCGUUA